AAGGCUGCGUCUGAUGAGAAAUGGAAAUCUGGCUCAAAGUCAUCUUUCCUGUUGUUGACAUCACCUGAAAACUCCACUGGAAAUAUUUCCACUAGUUUGCUGCAAACAUCACCCUCUCCUGAGGUCUCAAUACCUUGUCCAAUGGAUGGCAUAGCAAUAGCAUCACUGUCCAGGGAGCUGGAAUCCUUCGCCUGCCUGCAUGCUGCUUGAACUGAUCCCAAGCCUUUGUUUUUGGACUGAAGAAACCUGAAAACCUUUCUCUCCUAAUUCAUGAGCCAGCAGGAUGUGGUCGCCGUGCUUUCAGAACGCCUGCUUGUAGCUGCCUACAAAGGCCAAGUGGAGAAUGUGGUGCAGCUUAUCAACAGGGGUGCCAAGGUAGCAGUUACCAAGCAUGGCCGGACCCCCCUGCAUCUUGCUGCCUACAAGGGCCAUCUCCACGUUGUCCAGGUUUUGUUGAAGGCAGGUUGUGAUCUGGAUAUUCAGGAUGAUGGUGACCAGACAGCAUUGCACCGGGCUGCUGUGGUAGGGAACACUGAUAUAAUAGCAACUCUGAUUCAAGAGGGCUGUGCCUUGGACAGACAAGAUAAGGAUGGGAACACUGCUCUUCAUGAAGCUUGUUGGCAUGGAUUCAGUCAGUCUGCCAAAGUGCUUGUUAAAGCAGGAGCCAAUGUUCUUGCCAAGAACAAGGCAGGUAACACACCUCUUCACCUGGCUUGCCAGAAUAGCCAUUCCCAGAGCACUCGUGUUUUGUUACUUGGAGGAUCUCGAGCAGACCUCAAAAAUAAUGCAGGAGAUACCUGUCUGCAUGUGGCUGCUCGUUAUAAUCACUUGCCCAUCAUUAGGGUGCUGCUCAGUGCUUUCUGUUCUGUCCAUGAAAAGAACCAGGCAGGGGAUACUGCACUCCAUGUAGCUGCUGCUCUAAAUCACAAGAAGGUGGUGAAGCUCUUGCUGGAGGCAGGGGCUGAUGCAUCCGUUGUCAACAAUGCAGGCCAGACCCCUCUAGAGGUUGCCAGACAGCACAAUAACCCCGAGGUUGCACUCCUGCUCACUAAAGCAUCACAGGUCUCGCGUUUUAACCGUGGGAGAAGCCUGAGGAAGAAGAGAGAGAGACUGAAGGAGGAAAGGAGGGCUCAGUCAGUGCCACGGGAUGAAGUGGUACAGAGCAAGGGCAGCGUCUCAGCUGCUGAUGACACACCAAGCAGCGACCAGCCCCCAGAGAGGAAGAACAAUCUGAAGGAUAAACCCCGCUCAGCCUCACCAGAUCCCAAAGGGAAAAAGAGCAAAAAGAAAAAGCCAAAGGAAAAGGUUUCAGCACUCUCAGACCCCAUCUCCCCAGCUGAUCAGCAGACACUCCCUCAGCCCCAGAAGAACGCGCCUAAGCGCAGAAGUAAACACCACUGCUCCUCUCCACCCCCUCCCCACGAGGUCCGAGCCUACCAGCUCUACACGCUCUACCGAGGAAAGGACGGGAAGGUGAUGCAGGCACCCAUAAAUGGAUGUCGUUGUGAGCCCCUGAUAAAUAAACUGGAGAAUCAGCUGGAGGCAACAGUGGAAGAGAUAAAAGCUGAGCUUGGGACAGUACAAGAUAAAAUGAAUAUUAAGCUGGGCCAGAUGGAAAGCAAAACUCAACAUCAACUCCGGGUUUUGGACAAGCUCAUGGCCGAGCGACUGUCGGCAGAGAGGACAGAGUGCCUUCACCGCCUGCAGCAGCACACGGAGCUGGAAAAGAGUGAGGGGGAGAAGAGGCAGAUUUCCUUGGUUGAUGAGCUGAAGACCUGGUGCUUGUUGAAGAUUCAGAAUCUGGAGCUCAAGCUUUCUGGAGAUUCCAGGUCAUCAAGACCAAAAUCAACUUUGUCCACUUGUGAGUCUCUCACUGAGACCCUGGAUACUGACAACAACCCCCACAGUGCCAAGGACUGUAAAGCCAACCAGCCUGUGCUGCAGUCAGAGGGCUCCCACCAGCAUUCCUAUAUCACACUUCCAAAUAGCCUCUUGGAAGAUGGGGGAAGGAGCAGAGUCCAGAUGCCAGAACAAAGCUUUGGGCAACACUUUUGCGUUAAACAAGAUGGAGCAUUGGGUACAACCACGGCAGGUACAGAGCAACAGGUAGUGACUGGUGGACCAGUUUCUUCUUCUGCCACUGCUCAAGAUGUCAGGCCAAAGGACAAAGCUGUGAGUGCCAGCACGUUCCACAGGUUCCAGCAGGACCUGCCCUCCUCCGAGCUUUCAGGCUCCAAAUUAAGACACGUUAAAGUUCAAGCUGCUUUGCAGCCAGUGACUGAACCUGCAAAGACUGAACCACAGAGCGGCUACUUCAUUGACAAAGGAACUCAGACGAAAAAGUCCAGCAGAAGUGGGCAGUCGAGGCACAAAGCUCUGCACCACGCCGGGGCACAGCAGGGCCAGGAGCCGCAGCCCUCAGCCCCGCCUGCCCCUCCGCUCAAAGACACCUCCCAGGCCCUGGAGAUAACCCAGUACUUCUUCGAGGCCGUUUCCACGCAGAUGGAGAAGUGGUACGAGCGCAAGAUAGAAGAAGCCCGGUGCCAAGCGAACCAGAGAGCGCAGCAGGACAAAGCUGCUCUCAAGGAGCACAUCAAAUGCUUAGAAGAGGAGCUGAGCAAAUUAAGGACUAAGGUGCAGAAAGAGAGCUAGCACCUGCCAGGCAGGUAAUCAAGCAACAGGACUCAUUCUGGAGCCUGCUGUAUGGGAAUUUGGAAUAUUGAUAGAUAUAUGUAGUGCCUGUUACAUCCAAACACAACACUCUAUUUCAGGAGUAGAAACUACUGUGGAAACUCCAUAACUGAGUAGAGUUCAUAUGCAAACUAUAUUGAUAACAAAGAGAUGCUGCAGAUCAGAUCCUUUCUUUGUUAUUUCCAAGAGUCCUUCAAUAUUGCACUCAGUUUCCAGAUGCUGCUUGAAACCAAACUGCAUUAGUAACCAAAACUGCUUUCUGAAAAGGGAAUUCCCUUACUUCCACACAGGACACAGACUAGAGGGUUCUACUGUAUGCCACAUGUAAACAUGUUGUAAUACCAGUACUGAAAUAAAUCCAGGAUGUUUGAAAGCUUUUGACAGAAUUAUUUAGUGAUGAAGGGCUAUUGAUCCUAUUUUAGAUCCUCCCAGAGCCUCUCUUUAGUCAGUGGAGAGAAGCUAAAGAACUCACUCCAGUUACAAGCCCAGGCAGGUGACAGAUGCAGGCUUCCAGCUGGGAGAGGGCAGACAAGCAUGGAGGGAGAUGCUAAGGCAACUCAUCCCAUCAGGUACAGAGGCUUCAGCUACCACUUUGCUUUUCUCGUGGUUUUCCAUUAUUAAAACAAGUCCUAAAUCUGAUUUGUUUUUUUAAUGGUGUCCUGCAAGCAGAGCUCCUUGUGGUUACACUAUUUUU
This is a messenger RNA of Sturnus vulgaris (Common starling), 3385 nucleotides long. RefSeq names its product ankyrin repeat domain 6 (gene ANKRD6). Gene Ontology annotation, molecular function: protein binding; transcription cis-regulatory region binding. Gene Ontology annotation, cellular component: cytoplasm; nucleus. The record is from RefSeq and is a predicted model, not a curated record. Lineage: Eukaryota; Metazoa; Chordata; Aves; Passeriformes; Sturnidae. Gene Ontology annotation, biological process: positive regulation of transcription by RNA polymerase II; positive regulation of JNK cascade; negative regulation of canonical Wnt signaling pathway.